AUGGAUAUUGAAUCAGGGAAAAUUGAUUCACAGAGCAACAAUGGCAGAUUUUUAGAAAGUGGGUUUGAAUGGUUUAAGGGUUUCAUUGGGAAGCUCAUACAAAGUGGAACCAAAUUUGAGGGUAAAGUAGAAAAAUUGGGGAGAGACGAUCCAAGAAGACUAAUUCACUCCUUGAAAGUUGGAAUAACCCUAGCAUUGGUCGCUAUUCUCUUCUAUUUUAGUCCCAUUUAUGGUGGAUUCAAGUCUGCAACAAUGUGUGCAAUCUUAACAGUGGUUGUCGUUUUUGAGUUUAGUGUUGGUGCCACUUUGGGUAAAGGAAUGAACAGGGCAAUCGCAACAUUUGCAGGUGCUGGUUUAGGGGUUGCUAUUCAUCACCUAGCAGACCUAGCCGGAAAGGGAGGAGAACCCAUUCUUCUCGGUUCUUUUGUAUUCUUAUUGGCCGCUGUCGGGUCCUUUUCUAGGUUUUUUCCCGGUAUCAAAGCAAGAUAUGAUUACGGAGUUUUAACUUUCAUAUUAACAUUCAGUUUAGUUUCUGUAUCGGGUUACAGGAUUGAUGAAAUCUUUGAAUUGGUUCUUCACAGAUUCUCCACUGUUUUGAUCGGUUGUCUUAUAUGUGUGAUGAUCUCAGUCUUUGUUUAUCCUGUAUGGGCUGGAGAAGAUUUGCAUAAUCAAACUUGUCUCAACAUGGAAAAACUUGGGGAUUUAUUAGAAGCAAUUGGAAGAGAUGUCUAG
Papaver somniferum (opium poppy) is the source of this 732-nucleotide messenger RNA. Its product is annotated as aluminum-activated malate transporter 2-like. The transcript has a single exon. The record is from RefSeq and is a predicted model, not a curated record. Lineage: Eukaryota; Viridiplantae; Streptophyta; Magnoliopsida; Ranunculales; Papaveraceae. The coding region runs from base 1 to 732 and encodes 243 amino acids. Gene Ontology annotation, cellular component: plant-type vacuole membrane. Gene Ontology annotation, biological process: malate transport.